AUGGCUAGCACCGACGGAUGUGGGCAACAGCAGGCAUACGACGUGGCAACGCGCGAUUAUUGCCGAGAAGUCGGCGCCAAUUUUCCUCCGCUUCGCUUCAUCAAGGUGCCACGCAGCAAUGGUCGAAACGGUACAACCCAUAUCGAUGGCAGCGAGGACCUGACGCCUUGGUCCUGUGGCGAACUUUGGGUGCUGUUGCUGCUCCUCCUGCCAGAACACAUGCAGGUGGCAGUGUCCCCCGACAUUGUGUACCAGGGCUUUGCAAAGGGCCUGACACGGGCUGUGCGCGGACCAUGGGCUUUGCCGCUGGAAGCGCUUCGCUGUCGAUGUGUGAGCUUGUGCAGAUGCAGUUUUCACUGCAGCAGAAUCAGUUUUGGCUGUGCCGAGAACCUUUCGCGACAGCAGUUCUACAUGUCGAGUUGUAAAGUGUUGUAA
Messenger RNA from Symbiodinium necroappetens, 435 nucleotides. Lineage: Eukaryota; Dinophyceae; Suessiales; Symbiodiniaceae. The record is from the annotation of a GenBank genome assembly.